UAUGUUCUAUGUGCCAAAGGUCACAAUCUUGUAUGUGUUUCAAGUGUCAAUUAAAUUUUUUACUUGUACAAAAUUGCGUUCAUAGAUUGUAUUUGUUCUGUGAGACAUGCCCUUUGUUACCUGUACGUUUUAAGUGCCUUGGGAGAAUAUAAUAGUUUGAUGAUUACAAUAUUAUGAUAUAGCCCGUUAUAUUUCAAAAUAACUAAUACUGGUGUUGUAUUCGUUAAGUUUUCUUUUUCAUUUGUUUAAUUGUGUUAUUAUGGAUACUGAAAGUAUACAUAUUUUACGAAGUGGUAAAAAAAGAAGAAAUGAUCAGACUAAAAAAAGAAUUAGUGGAAAAUCGUAUGCGACCAGGAAAAGCAAUAAUACAAUUCAGGAAAUCCCGACACCGUUAUUAGAGCCUACAUGUAAAUGCAAAUAUGAAUGCAAAAAUAUUUCAUGGGAGUGGAAAUUGAAAUUGUUUAAUGACUACCACCGUUUAGCAAAUGAUAGUGAACAGGGUACCUACAUAUUAGGACUAAUUCAGGUUACCGAAAUAAACAGACGUCGUCAUGGUCAAUACUCACAUCCAUCACACAGUCAUAAACAGUGCACAAUAAAAUAUACAAUUCCAAAUGAUGAAGGAGGAGUUAGUCAAGUAUGCAAAACCACAUUUCAAAAUAUUCUCGGUGUAAAACAUAGAUUUCUGCAAACUUUACAAUCGAAAAAAAAACAAGGUUUAUCAGUUUAUAAAGAUGCUCGGUUAGGUAAUCCUAAACGAAAAAGUUUUAGUAAUGAAAAUAGACAACAAAUCAUUGAUCAUAUUAACAGUUUUCCUAGAAAUGCUAGUCACUAUGGUCGUUAUAAAUCUAAAAAAGAGUACUUAAGUCCAGACUUAAAUUACAGCAGAUUAUUUCCCUAUAUAUGGGAGGGCUUCAAAUAUAAAAAAUGCAUAUAA
Molecule: messenger RNA, 937 nt
Organism: Daktulosphaira vitifoliae (grape phylloxera)
Lineage: Eukaryota; Metazoa; Arthropoda; Insecta; Hemiptera; Phylloxeridae
Exons: 2
Coding region: 260-937 (225 amino acids)
Source: RefSeq, a predicted model, not a curated record